AGAAGAAAAAGAAAACCGGUAGUAUAUACGCGCAACGAUAAUUAUAGAUGAACCAAUCUUGUUCUUCCCGUUGCUCCUAUUUUUUAGUGUAGGUACUAUUGUAGGUAUUAUCCACUUCUCUUGCUUUAUUGUCUCUUUUUUUUUUCAUUUCAUCUCCGCUCAAGCGACGAAACUCUAUUUUCUGUUUUCCCCUUGGUAGCUAGGGAGGUUUUUUUUUUUGAGGGGAGGGGGGCUCGUAGUAUCCAAUGCUUCGUCGCACGUUGCUGUCUCGUGUGCAUCUCUUCACGGCCCUCGUCCCGCAAGUGAAGGUGCAGGGUCCGCACUUUCUCACCGCAGAUGAAGUGACCGCCGCCGCGGCAGCCCUCGAGGAACGCAAGGCCUACCUGAACGUUCCGCAGCUCACCCAAGGCAUCGAGUCCCUCAGCAACAUAGGUACCGCGCAUGAGCAGCGCGACGCCAUUGGCAAGUUUGCGAAGAGCGUUGACGAACUCCGCGCGCAGCUGUACCGCAAAGACAGCAUUGACCCUCGUCGACGCUUAGAAAUUCAUGAAGCCAUCAUGGCGGCUGGCUUCUACGAACGCGUCAUCAGCGUCACCCAGCUGGAAGGUGAGGGGAUCCGUUACGUGUUAAACCACUACAAUUUUGAUGUCCGACGUGACACCACGAUCACCUCGAAGGUGCACGAGACGUUGCUGGAGGAGAAGACGACCACGGCCGAAUCGGACCAGCUUCUGCGCGAACUGCUGCUGCUGGAGCGCCGCCUUACCGGCGAGUAUCGCUUCUCUCAAUCUGGCGGGCGACGCUGGUUUGCGUUGGGUCUGCCGCUAUCGGAAAUUACGACCGAGACGGAGGCGCAGCGACUGAUGAACCUGGACGUGAUCAAGAGCGACGGCAACCUGACGAUGGCCGAGGUGGACUCUAGCAAGAUGUGGAAAACGGUCACUAUCAAGCCGAAUGGGGAAAGCCACACGACGUUUGCGGAGGCAGCCGGCAUCUUCAAGGACGGCCGCGCGGCGGAUGUGGUGUUUGAGCUGCGUGUGCAGAAGCCGAUUCCCCCCUUGGACUAUUGGGAGCGCCUGCGAGAGACGCUGCUGCACUACUGGGUGUUGUGGUUUGCGCUCUGGGUUUCCUUCUUCAUGGUGGAUGAGGAGAUCAUCACGCUUGUAGCUCUCAUCUUUUUGAAGCACAAGCAGACGCAGAUUCUGGAGGAGGAGGCAGAGAAGUCCGGAGGAAAGGUAUACGUCGCCUCCGCCACCGGUCGCGCACACGCCUGA
This is a messenger RNA of Leptomonas pyrrhocoris, 1274 nucleotides long. RefSeq lists its product as hypothetical. The coding region runs from base 246 to 1274 and encodes 342 amino acids. The transcript has a single exon. The record is from RefSeq and is a predicted model, not a curated record. Lineage: Eukaryota; Euglenozoa; Kinetoplastea; Trypanosomatida; Trypanosomatidae.